Auanema sp. JU1783 is the source of this 1647-nucleotide messenger RNA. NCBI's taxonomy places the organism in Eukaryota, Metazoa, Nematoda, Chromadorea, Rhabditida, Rhabditidae. The record is from the annotation of a GenBank genome assembly.
AUGGUAGGUGUGGAGAUGGCGCUCAAGCCGUCGCUCGAUGAGGAGCCGUGCCCAGUUUGUGGAGAUAAAGUUUCCGGAUAUCAUUAUGGACUUCUCACCUGUGAAUCGUGCAAGGGCUUCUUCAAGCGGACUGUCCAGAACAAGAAGCAAUAUCAAUGCUCAACUGAUGCCAAUUGUCACGUUGACAAAUCUUGUCGGAAACGGUGCCCAAAAUGCCGUUUCGACAAGUGCAUUCGACAAGGAAUGAAAAUUGAAGCUGUGCGUGAGGAUCGCAUGAGAGGAGGCCGAAACAAGUUUGGCUCCUAUUAUAAAAGAGAUCGUGCCCAACGUGCUCAAGCACAGAGAUCAAACUUAGCUGCUCGUAAUGGAUCAGUUCCUCAACAAACUGCUCCUCACCAAAACGUAUUUUAUGUGCCAUCGAUGGAUCACCAAGUAACAAGCAGUACACCUGAUCAAUCAGCACAUAUCCAGUACUUCGAUACUCAAACACAUAAAAAGGCCGAUUAUGACGCUUUAUUACAAAGCCCAACUUUGUCAAGUAGUACGCCUAAUCAUCAAAAUUUCAUCAUUCGCCCAAGCGCAUACAUGCCAGGAGAUAGUGAAAGCUUAGCUGCAUUACUGGGAUCUUCCAUCGAUGACCAGCUAUUAAGAACGCCAACAUUCCCUGUUUACCCUACUGUUAAGAACGAACCUUUCGAGUAUUCCGAACCUUAUCUACAGCCGUUCCAACUAUCAUCCCAACCUCAUGUGAAUGACUACUCAGCUUUCCACCCUCCAGCCUCAUACGCCAAUGUGCCUAUGACAAUAGCCACAACCAUGGCACCUUUGAGUUCAACAAGCUCAGGAUCUGCCGGCUCGAACCGAUCCAGUCCAGUUUUACCCAUAUGCCCUGUUCCAACUGAAAAAACAUUCGAUUCUGUGCUGUACAGUACACCGAAGGACUCGAGCCUAAUGAAUAUGAUUGUGACAGCCCUACCACCAGAGAAUAGGAUAUACAAUAUGUUAAGUCGGCCAAUCACAAAACAUAUGGAGCCAUUUGAGUUUGUUUUGGCAACAGUUGAAGACAAUUUGAAUCAAAUUGUUAGUUGGGCCAAGACUGCACCAUUCUUCGGUCAAUUACUUAUUGAGCAGAAGACUUCCAUGCUCCGAAACUCAUGGGCAGCUAUUCAUAUCAUAGAUUUUACUUAUGCUGUUGCAACAUUUUCCCUCCGAAGUGAUUACAUCGAAAUCAGCGUUGGACGAACAAUCCCUGUUGGUCUCAUAGCCUUAUUAGGGUGCAACGUUCACUUGGAUAAAUGGAAUGAAAUUGUUACCCUCAUGCGACGGUUAGAAGUUGGUCGAUAUGAUUAUGCCGCUCUUCGUUUCCUGGCCCUACUCCAAGAACAACAAGAUCUCAGCUUAGAAUCAAAUGUUGCCAGUUGUCGACAUGCUCUCAUGCAGGCUUGGGAGAUUUACCGCGGAGGUCCUUUGAACACCCGACCCUUAUAUGAAAUUCUUUACCAAAUCAACCAAUUUGCUCAUACAUGUGUACAGUUCUUACUGGAGAACAAGAACGAAAUCACAAAUGGAGAUCGAGCUUCCUUGCUGUGCGAGAUGUUAACAUCUGGAAGAGAACAAAUCCAAUUAUUGCCUACUUAUGAUCACUGA